AUGUCAGAUAACGAGGAUGUGGAUGGAAUGGUAGAUGAAGGACAAGACUUCUAUCAGGAUGCUGGAAUGGAAGAGGAAGAUAACGUUGCGCCAAUGGAAGAUGAUUCAAAUGUUGUUACCUCUGGUGCUGCGAUCACUGGAUCCACGGCUACAGUCGCAAAUGAAGACAGAGUGACAACUCCAUAUAUGACUAAAUACGAAAGGGCACGUAUUCUAGGUACACGUGCAUUGCAAAUUUCUAUGAACGCACCUGUUCUCGUUCCAAUUGAGGCUGGUGAGACUGAUCCUCUGCAAAUAGCAAUAAAAGAGUUGUCAUCUAAGAAAGUCCCGUUGAUUGUGAGAAGAUACUUGCCAGAUGGUAGUUAUGAGGAUUGGCAGUGUCAGGAGUUGAUUACUGAUUAG
Wallemia ichthyophaga EXF-994 is the source of this 402-nucleotide messenger RNA. RefSeq names its product DNA-directed RNA polymerases I, II, and III subunit RPABC2. The transcript has 4 exons. Bases 1 to 402 code for a protein of 133 amino acids. The record is from RefSeq and is a predicted model, not a curated record. Gene Ontology annotation, molecular function: DNA binding; DNA-directed RNA polymerase activity. Lineage: Eukaryota; Fungi; Basidiomycota; Wallemiomycetes; Wallemiales; Wallemiaceae. Gene Ontology annotation, biological process: DNA-templated transcription. Gene Ontology annotation, cellular component: RNA polymerase I complex; nucleus; RNA polymerase II, core complex.